AUCCAUUGUGUGGUGAAACCCGUGAGCCAUCGUGAACGUGGGUGUAUCGUAAUAUCGUGGGAUUAAUUUGCGUUUGUUUUUCUGGAAAAAUGAGGAGAUCACCGUUGAACAAUCCUGCGUAUGGUAGCCGGUCGUACGGUGCCAGGCACACGCCAUACAAUUGGAAGUCGCACGAGAAUACAUGCGGUAGAGGUUAUCAGCCUGUGGAGGGUAAUAGCAUUCCGCGUUUCCACGCAAGUAAUACAGAAUCGCAGUCCCACGACAUCGAUUUUAUCCCUCUGAACGUCAGCACACCACUGACGCGAUACAACAAGUAUAAUACAGCUAAUCGGUACAGCCCUUCCGGUGGACGCGGUAGUCCAAGCAGUGGAUGGUAUAACAAUUAUAGGGGUAAUUAUCACGCCAUGCCAAGAUCGAACAAGAGAAAUCCUGCCUACAAGCAUUCUCCUAAACAGUUUCAAGGGCAGAUAAGAAAGGACUACAAAGGAGCGUACAGGCAAGUGAAUAUAUCGGCAUAUGUAGAUGUAAAUUCCUUUUUGGAAGAUCCCUGGAGAGAUUUAAUCAAAAAAUUUGAUGACUCAAAAGAUAUAAGAAGAAAAGAUGAAGGAUCUGAGAGUAAAUCUCUGUCUAGUUCAAAACUGGUUGAUACUGAUUUGUUAGAUAAAUCUGAGAGCCAAUUUUCAAAGGAUACGAACUUGGACGAUUCACUGUGCAGUCAAGAGAGUAGAAAUGAAUGUUCUGAAGAUAUUUCCUUUGAGACAAAUACAAGUUUUAGUCAAAUAUCAAAAGUCAACAGUUUGAUAGAAUUAGAAACUGGAGAUAUCUGCUUCAGUCAAGAUUCUUUAAACGAAAGUACAUGCAGUGUCAGCGACAAAAGUUCUGAAGCUAUACGAGAGAAUAGUAUUCAUUCGAGUACAUCAUUAACAGAUAUUGAACAGAAAGCUAUAUAA
Molecule: messenger RNA, 950 nt
Organism: Atta colombica
Lineage: Eukaryota; Metazoa; Arthropoda; Insecta; Hymenoptera; Formicidae
Exons: 2
Coding region: 90-950 (286 amino acids)
Source: RefSeq, a predicted model, not a curated record